Bursaphelenchus okinawaensis is the source of this 5915-nucleotide messenger RNA. The record is from the annotation of a GenBank genome assembly. Lineage: Eukaryota; Metazoa; Nematoda; Chromadorea; Rhabditida; Aphelenchoididae.
AUGGCAGAGAAUGGGAUCAAGUUGGAAAAGCUGGAUUCUUCCAAGAGGCCGCUUUUGAAGUUUUGGCGAGGGUAAGUUGGGUUUUUGUGUUUAUUAAGUUUUUAGGAGAGAUGAAGAUGAGGAGGACAGGCCGGCCAAGAUUAAAAAGGUUUCGUUCUUUCAAUUGGUAAGUGUUUUUGUUCUUUUGGAUUAGGUUUAGGUAUAAAAAAAAAGAUAAUGAACGUUCAUUUUGAACAAAAACAAUAAAGAUUUUUCCAAAAAGUAUGUGGGAAGAUAAGAAAGGAGGGCGGGGUGGCCACGGUGAAGACUUUUACGUAUUUCUUGCGCAAGUUAGUUUGAGAUGUUAAAGAAGUGCUUUCCGUUGAUUAAACUACGUUAUUUUACAAAUUACAACAUAAUUCAUAGAACAAACAUUCAAACAUAACACGUUUUGUGAAAUCUCCAUUUUCAGUGGCGAUAUGCGACGAAAUUUGACUUGUUGUUGGUUAUAAUUGGAGCUUCGGUGGCCAUAAUAACCGGCCUGGGUCUGCCUUAUCUCUCGGUUCUAAUCGGAAGUCUAUCAGAAGCGUUUGUUAAUGCGACAAUGGCGACGGAUUAUUACAUGGUCCCGGGUGCGUUUGAGUUCGUUGCUGAUAAGCUAUCUUUCAAAAAACUGUGAUUUCUAUUGAAAAGUUUAUCUUCGGAAAGGCGUUAUCGUUUAAAAUAAGAUGAUGUUAACAUGACGAUAAAGUCGAGAAAUUCAAUGCAAUUUAAUUGGAAGUGAUUUUUAAAAGUUCAAUGCACUUACAAUGUAAAAUUACGUAAAGAAUCUACUACAAUAUUGGAAACAAUAUAAAACUUGAAUUUUCAGUGCAAACCAAAGAUGGCUGGCGAUUUUUGGGUGACAUUUACACUUUGGACGGGUUCGAAGACGCGGCCAUGAACCGUAUUUGGAUCUCAGUUUACAUGGGUAUUGCGUUGUUUUGUUCGGCGACGAUUCAGGUAUAAAACACUAAAAAACAAUCAAAAGAUUAAUUAAAGGUCAACUGUUUUCUCACGGCGUGCGAGAACAUGAUGGGCAGGAUACGAAGGAAGUUCUUUUACGCCAUCUUGAGACAAGACAUGGCGUGGUAUGAUCGGAACAACUCUGGAACGUUGGCUACGAAGCUAUUUGAGUAAGGAAUGAGUUUUAGCGAGUGAAAUAAAAGAAAAACAGCAAUAUAAAAAUGAAAAUUUUAAAACGCAUUAAAAGUAAAGAAAAAGGUCAUCAACAAGGUGUACAAUAACAUAACUACAUUGACUAUACCCAUCAAAGCACGGAGAAUAUAAAACUUUCAAUUUUAGUGAUCUCGAGCGAAUGCGCGAAGGAACAGGGGACAAAGUAGCGUUAUUCAUACAAUACACAGCUCAAUUCCUGGGAGGGUUUGUUGUUGCUUUCACCUAUGACUGGUUUCUCACUUUGAUUAUGACGUUAUUGGCUCCAUUGCUGUGUGUCAGUGGUGCAUUCCUUGCCAUCUUGAUGGGUAGAUCGGCUGCAAACGAAGCGGCCAAGUAUGCAAAAGCUGGAAAUAUUGCUGAAGAGGCUUUAAGUUCAAUCAGGACAGUCUACGCUUUCAAUGGACAGAAGACUGAAUGUGAACGGUGAGUUUUACAGUGGUAACUAUACAAAAAGUUUUUGUAAAGGUUAUUUAAUAAUGUGUUUUAAUGAAUUAAAAGAAGAUAUUACAUCUGCCUACUUUUGUAAAAUACAGCUAUUUGUACUUUCAAUGUAAAGUGCGUUUUGUAGCUUCACUAAAUACCUAAUUUUAGGUAUGAAUCUGGGUUGCGUGAUGCCAGAUGGGAUGGAAUACUUCGAUCAAUCUACAUUGGCACCGGUUUCGCUUUCACUUUCUUUGUACUGUUUACAUCGUAUUUUAUGUCGUUCUGGAUAGGCACUAAUCUUGUUAUUGAUUACGGAAUGAAUCCUGGAGUCAUGAUUACAGUAUUCUUUGCCGUUAUGAUGGGUUCUAUGGCCAUGGGACAAGCUGCUCCUCAAUUUGCUGUGAUAGGAACGGCACAAGGAACAGCGGCUUCGAUUUAUGAGGUUAUUGAUCGAGUAAGUUUCUUUCGAACUAAUGUAAUUGGUAAAAUAGGUUUGAUAAGAUGGUGUAUAUCUUUGAUAAGGUAUUGUUUAUAAGCUAUUAGCUUCUAUUUGACCUUUUUUGUUUUUUAGAUAACACAAAUCGAGCAAAAACAAGGAGGAAAAGUGAUCAAAGGCAUGUCAGGUCAUAUCACUAUAAAUAACGUGUGUUUUUCUUAUCCAUCUCGACCAGAAAUCCGUGUCCUUGACCAUGUUUCAUUGGAAAUCAAGCCAGGAGAAGUUGUAGCUCUGGUUGGUGCUAGUGGAAGUGGCAAGAGUACUUUAUGCUCAUUGUUACUACGGUAUUAUGAUGUGACUAGCGGGAACAUUAAAAUUGACGACGAGUUAAUCACAGACCUAGAUGUGCAAUUCCUGAGACAUUCGAUUGGAAUUGUCAGCCAAGAACCAGUCCUGUUUAACAUGACUAUCAAAGAGAACAUCCAAUGUGGAUCGGACGAGGAAUUGACUGACGAACAGAUUAGAGAAGCCUGUCGCCAAGCCAAUGUGGCAAAGUUCGUGGAUGCAUUACCACUCGGAUAUAAGACUUGUGUCGGCGAGAGGGGAGUUCAGUUGUCUGGAGGUCAAAAACAAAGAAUCGCGAUAGCUAGAGCCUUGGUCAGACAACCAAAAGUGCUGUUAUUGGAUGAAUCCACGUCAGCAUUAGAUGCGGAAAGUGAAUCCAAAGUGCAAGAGGCAUUAGACAAGGCUUCGAAAGGCAGAACAACACUAAUUAUCGCACAUAGAUUGUCGACUGUUAAGAAUGCAGACAGAAUCGUGGCCAUGGAAAGGGGGAGAAUCGUCGAAUCUGGAUCUCACGAUGAAUUAAUGGAGAGAAAAGGUGUCUAUUACAAUUUGGUUAAUGCUCAAGUGUUCGAGGAUACUGUUAAUGAUAAUAAUGGUAAGAAAUUGAGGGAUUAUAUUUGAACUGAAUGGGAUAUUAGGAGAGAUUCUUUGCAAUAUAAGAUGAAACUAGAAAUUUUAAGAUUUAUGGCUAGUUGAAAAAGUCUACAAUUAAUUUUUUAUACAGUAAAAUGACCUCAAAAAACUGACAAAAGGAAACACAUGUCUGUCUUUACUUUGAAAGCUAUAAAUCUCUGUAAGACAUUAGUUACAGUUAUAAAAACUACAAAAUACUAUCAUAAAAACCUGCUAAAGACCAUUUACAAAUAACUAUUAAUCAAGCAACUUCCAAGAAGCUCAUUAACCUUUUGUAGGCAACAAGAAAGAAGAAGAAGAUGUAGUCUCAUCAACUAGUCGCAACAGUUCUCCCGUCAGACAUUUGGCCAGAAACUCGAUUCCAGAAUCAGUCGAACCUCAAAGCGGUCAAAAGAAGAAGCCAGAUGCCAAAACAGAACUAAAAAGACUUGAGAAAGAACUAAAGGAAGAAAAUGCUAAGCCAAAAGACUUUGUUAGCAUAUUAAAAUAUGCGCGACCUGAAUGGUUGAUGUUGAUCUUUGGAGUGUUGGUGUGUAUCAUCGAGGGGUGUGUGUUCCCACUGUUUUCGGUGUUUUUUUCGAACAUUUUGGAGGUAAGGAUAAACUUAUGGUACUUAUUUUUAAAAUGAUGUUGAUAAAAAAGACGAACUGGUACUAUUGGUACUGAAUUUGCAAAUUUAAAGUGUUUUUCAAUAAAAAUUAAGUUAAAAAAUUUAUUUUUAGGUAUUCGCCGGCACAGACCCAGAAGUAAAGCGUUACAACGGCCAUUGGUGGGCCUGUUCCUUCCUGGUGUUAGGUUUCAUCCAAGGAACUUCAAUGUUCCUCCACGCCGUCCUCUUCGGAGUUAGUGCCGAAAGACUGACUAUGAGAUUACGAUCAGCAUUGUUCCGUCGUAUCUUGUCACAAGAUAUGUCCUAUUUCGAUCAAUCAAUUCAUACCACAGGCAAAUUGUGUACCAGACUGUCGACUGAUGCUCCAAAUGUCAAAUCUGCCAUUGAUUAUCGACUAGGAAGCGUGUUUUCAAGUGUCGUAUCUUGUGCAUGCGGGGUGGUAUUGGCUUUUUACUACAAUUGGAGAAUGGCUAUCCUGGUAGUAUGCAUCUUUCCAUUGGGUGGAGUGGGACACUUCUUUCACAUGAGGUACAUCAGAGGACGGUCAAAGGACGAUGAGAACGAGUGGGAGAACGUUGGAAAGGUAAGACUUUUUGAUGUUUUAAAAGGAAUUUGAAUAUCAGUAAUAUAACAGCUGAUAAACUGUAAUAAAAGGUUUAUUUUAGGUAGCAAUUGAAGCCGUAGAGAAUAUAAGAACAGUACGAUCACUAGUAUUAGAAGAUGUGUUCUACAAGCAAUUCUGUGACCAUCUAGAAGGUCCCAUGAAGACGCUGAGAAUAAGAGCUCGUUUUCAAGGUCUUUCCUAUGGUUUUGCCUCCUCUAUCUUCUACUUUCUUCACGCAGCUUCGUUCGGAUUCGGCGUCUAUCUUAUCAUCAACCAAGGAGAACAUCCGAUGAGUGUGCUGAGAUGUUUGUUCGCCAUUAGUUUCACGGCCGGAAGUAUGGGUUAUGCGAGCGCGUACUUCCCCGAAUAUGCAAAAGCACGGUUUGCAGCCGGCAUUAUUUUCAAAAUGCUGAGCGAAGAGCCCAAGGUCGAUAAUCAGUCAUCCGUCGGCAAGGAAUUGGUAAGUUCUUUGAGCCUCGGACAGAUUGGGGGCGGAUUUUUGAGUUUGAGGAGAUUGGGAGUGAGCAUGACGAUGUUUUUCGGUACAAAAGGUCAAAGGAAACGUUUGGAGAAAAACGUUUAUUUUAGAUGUUUAAAAAAGGGUUUUCUUUUUAAUUAAAAAAAACAAAAAAUAUUUUUAAAACAGCAAUAAAUAACCUAAAAGAAGGAUAAAUAACAUAAAAUAACAAAAAAUGAUAGUCAAUCUUUUCAGAACGCAAUUGAAGGAUCAAUCAAGCUUAGUGACAUCUACUUUGCUUACCCACAACGAUCCCAAACCCAAGUGCUCAAAGGCCUAAACCUCGAAAUUGAAGCCGGUAAAACCUUGGCCCUUGUUGGAGCCAGUGGCUGUGGCAAAAGUACAGUAUUCAGCUUGAUCGAACGCUUCUACGAUUCAUCGUGCGGCGACGUAGAAGUCGACGGAAUCAAUAUCAGAGAGGUCGGACCACAAACCCUACGGAAAACUAUGGCAUUAGUGUCACAAGAGCCAAUACUCUUUGACCGGUCGAUCAGAGACAACAUUAUGUAUGGUUUGGAAAAGAGAGUAGACGACGAUGCUAUGGAGGAAGUGUUGAAUAUGGCCAAUAUCUCCGCGUUCAUUAGUGAACUGCCGGAGACGUUGAACACGAGAGUUGGUGAUAAAGGGACCCAAUUAAGUGGCGGUCAGAAACAAAGAGUUGCCAUAGCCAGGGCCUUGAUUAGAGAGCCUAAAAUAUUAUUGUUGGAUGAAGCUACUUCGGCGUUGGAUUCAGAAUCUGAGAGAGUAAGUGUAUAGGGUAAAAUUGAAAAAAGUGUUGUUUAAUGAAAGAAAGUUUAAAGUUAGGCCUAUAGGUAGGAUAAUGUAACGUAUAAGCUCAAGUAGAAAAAGGUUGUUUGCAGUUAAAGGAUAGUACCAAACAAGGCUAUGAGUAAGAUAGUAAAAAAGGUUAUGACAUUUCUUCCAGGUAGUCCAACAAGCCCUUGACCGAGCUCGUCAAGGUCGUACGUGUAUUAUCAUUGCUCACCGCUUGUCAACCAUCAUGAAUGCUGACAAGAUAGCCGUACUAAAGGAAGGGAAACUAUUUGAAUACGGUACUCAUCAAGAAUUGCUGGACAAGAAGGGUGUGUACUACGAACUGGUCGAAAAACAAAACAUACGCGGUCGAUCCAACACUGGCAUUAUAACAUAA